Messenger RNA from Notothenia coriiceps (black rockcod), 1766 nucleotides. Its product is annotated as trace amine-associated receptor 13c-like. Gene Ontology annotation, biological process: G protein-coupled receptor signaling pathway. Bases 1 to 1035 code for a protein of 344 amino acids. NCBI's taxonomy places the organism in Eukaryota, Metazoa, Chordata, Actinopteri, Perciformes, Nototheniidae. Gene Ontology annotation, molecular function: trace-amine receptor activity. The record is from RefSeq and is a predicted model, not a curated record. The transcript has a single exon. Gene Ontology annotation, cellular component: membrane.
AUGGACAGCAGCAAGGCUUCUCCGCUCUGCUUCCCCAACCUCAACUCCUCCUGCAGGCGCCUGCCUCCCCCCCGCUCUGAGUCCGCUCUGCUCUACACCCUGCUGGCCUUCUUCUCUCUGCUCACAGUGACCCUCAACCUGCUCGUCAUCAUCUCCAUCUCCCACUUCCGGCAGCUGCACACCCCCACCAACAGCCUGCUGCUGUCCCUGGCCGUGUCCGACCUGGUGGUGGGGGCGCUGGUGAUGCCCAUCGAGGGCCUUCGCUACAUGGAGACGUGCUGGCUGCUGGGCCGGCUCAUGUGCGCUCUGACUCCGUAUGUUUCCUACUGCCUGCUCUCUGCCUCUGUGGGCAACAUGGUGCUCAUCUCCAUCGACCGCUACCUGUCUAUCUGUGAGCCGCUGCUCUACUCCUUUAAGAUCACCCUGCCCAGAGCCAAAGCCUCAGUGUGUCUGUGCUGGGCCUGCUCCUUCCUCUACAACGGCUGCAUUAUGAUUGGACACUUAGGGCAGCCGGACAGGUUCCAAACCUGCCACGGAGAGUGUGUAGUGGUCAUCAGCCACAUUGCAGGAAUUGUUGACCUGUUUGUCACGUUUGUUGGGCCCUGUACUGUCAUGGUGGUUCUGUAUAUGAGGGUGUUUGUGGUUGCCAUCUCUCAGGUGCGUGUGAUCCGCUUGCAGACUGUCCCUGCAGCUCCCAUCAUCAAGAUAUCAGAGAUUAAGGCAGCUAGGACUCUGGGGAUUGUGAUAGCUGUGUUUCUGAUGUGCUUCUGCCCGUAUUACUACCCCUCUAUAGCCGGCGAGGCCACGUCAAACCUCCUGUCGUACUUUGCUGUGUUGUCUUGGAUCAUGUUGUUGAACUCCUGUCUGAACCCUCUCAUUUACGCUCUGUUCUACCCCUGGUUUAGAAAAGCUAUCAAAGUCAUCUUCACCCUCAGAAUACUGCAGCCUCACUCCCGGGACUUUAAAAUCUCUGUGCUUAGUCUUGUUACAGUUAUGAUUAGACAUGCUGUUUGUAUAACCCGUAUGUGUGUGUGAGUUCUCACGCUCACUGUGUAGUCCUCCAUGACAGCGUCAGUCACAAGCACUCUGCAGAAAAAACUUAAUAACACAUGAAAAUGAAUGAAGAAUAUAAAACAGACAUGUCAUGAUUGAAUUAUGUUUAAUCUCUGUGGUUUGCAUCGUAUACAUGUGUUGCUUGUGUCUUUACCAGCUCUCAUUAACACUAAGAAACCAGAACAAAUAAUGCAUAUUGUGAUGAAACUAAACAUUUGAAUGCUUUGCCAAAACAUGCCAUGUGUAUGUGAGUGGUACAUUAUAUACGAUAAACAUAUGUAUUGACUAUUAAAUUACUAUUUAAGUAGACUUAUUAAAAAUGUUUCUUAGUUCCUUAGUGGGUUUUAUUUUGGCAAAAUGUCUUCUUAAAUAUUUAAACUCAGUAUAAGUUAUUGUCUUAAAAGACUAUAUAAAAAUGCUAUCACUGUGAUUAAAAUAGCUUUUAUGUUUUGCUUUCUCUUCACUGUUGCUAAAAACAUGAUUGAGCUGUUUUAAAUUCUGACAUAACAUAUUUUUAAUAUGCUUUCAAAUGAAAAACAAAUAUAAGCAUGUCAUUUUCAUUGUCUGUCUUGCUACAAUUCGGUUCAUUCCUGCGAAAAAACAUAAAAAUAAAAGAGAAAUGCAUUAUUAUUAUUAUUAUGCACUUUACUUUGGUGUAUUAUUCAUAGACUUAAUUAAGUAAGGGAGGCUUUCUCGUGUGUCUUUAUGAAGAA